GGAGGCGCCGUGUCGUCAUGGCGGCUCCCGGGUGGUCUGAGAGGGUGCGCGAGCUGCUCACGAGGAUGAACUCUUUCCAGGGCGCAGGCUCUUCCAAGACUCUGUGUCUGCCAUUUAUGGUCGCUGGUCAACAGGUAGGCCAUGUGCCACAGGCUGUGGCUAGAUGUCUCUGUCAGUAUCCAGCUGUUUUUUCAGUGUCUCAAGGAGAUGAGGCACCGGCACACGUGGAGAUGAACCUGCAGCUGGCCUCCUAUGAGCAACGGACGUCCGCCAUACAAGGGGUGCUCAAGGAUCUGAGGGCGCAGCAGGCCUUUCCCUGCCUGAAAGAGUGGAGGGAAGAGCUCUACAAUGUGAUGCCCUACUUUUGUGACCCACCUCUCUUCAGCAUGGAGCGUGCGGCAACCCCGCUAUUUGGAGUGAAGCGCUACGGUGCUCACCUGAAUGGCUACACUUGGCGAAAUGGUCAAAUGCACAUGUGGCUGGCCCGCAGGGCUCUGAACAAACCCACAUACCCUGGCUUGUUGGAUAACCUGGCUGCUGGUGGCAUUGCAUCAGGGCUGAGCGUCAGAGAGACACUAGUAAAAGAGUGCCAAGAGGAAGCCUGCAUACCUGCCUCCCUUGCGGCAUUAGCCAAGGCUGUGGGGACUAUCAGCUACACCUAUGAAGGGGCACGUGGAGGCAUCUAUCCUGAAUGUCAGUUUGUAUUUGACCUGGAGCUGCCUGAAGACUUUGUGCCCCAGGUGGGGGAUGGAGAGGUGCAGGAGUUCUACCUUUGGCCACUUGACAAGGUGAAAGAGGUCAUUGGCUCCUCAGAUUUCAAGCCAAACUGUUCAAUGGUAGCACUGGAUUUUCUUAUCAGGCAUAGUUACAUCCAGCCUGAUGAAGAACGUCAUUAUGCAGAGCUGGUUGAAGGGCUGCACAGGCCACUUUGAAAGAAUAACAAUGGCUGUUCUGCUGAUAUACAUUUUGUCUAUGGUUUUUACUGGUCCACUCCUCUGUAAAAACUGAUAAUACAGAAGGAUCGCAGAUGGAGAGACUAGAAUGAAGUCUACUUUCUGCUUUGAGCUUGGUCUCUCCGCAAGACUUGAAGCUCAAAGAGCUAUUAUGUUAUAUCCAUACCACAGUGGUGUACUUCAGCAACUUAUGUUUGCACAGGGACUCACAAAAGUACUUGGCAGCUGCAUGUGCUCCAAGGCUCCAGACAUGUAAAAAAACACUUUUGUGUCCAUUUUAACAUUUAAUUAAAAAAAGUCAACCAAAGAAA
Molecule: messenger RNA, 1264 nt
Organism: Anolis sagrei ordinatus
Lineage: Eukaryota; Metazoa; Chordata; Lepidosauria; Squamata; Anolidae
Molecular function (GO): 8-oxo-dGDP phosphatase activity
Source: RefSeq, a predicted model, not a curated record